Rotaria socialis is the source of this 312-nucleotide messenger RNA. The record is from the annotation of a GenBank genome assembly. NCBI's taxonomy places the organism in Eukaryota, Metazoa, Rotifera, Eurotatoria, Philodinida, Philodinidae.
AUGAGUGAUUCAAUGGCAACUACAAAUGAGAGCAUGAUUUGGUGUGCUAAGACAGGUGAACUUCAAUCGUUAAAAACGCUUCUAAAAGAACAUCCAGGGAAAGUAAAUGAACAAAUGAAUGGUCGAUCCUUAUUACAUUAUGCAGCUGAUGCAGGAAAUUAUGAUGUAUUAAAAGAACUUGUUGACAAUGGUGCUAACGUUAACAGUAACGAUAAAUUUGGUUUAACUCCACUUUUGGCUGCUAUUUAUGAAGAUCAUACCGAUUGUGUUAAAUAUCUUCUUGAACAGGUUAGUGUUUUAGUUUGUCCUUGA